Messenger RNA from Stereum hirsutum FP-91666 SS1, 3435 nucleotides. RefSeq lists its product as uncharacterized. The coding region runs from base 1 to 3435 and encodes 1144 amino acids. NCBI's taxonomy places the organism in Eukaryota, Fungi, Basidiomycota, Agaricomycetes, Russulales, Stereaceae. The record is from RefSeq and is a predicted model, not a curated record. The transcript has 5 exons.
AUGUCCAACCCCCCACGCCGCCUUCGUACCAGAACCGCCGAGUUCACUGACCAUUUUCUUCGUCGACGUGAUGAACCAGCACCCCCAAUGCCAGCGAUUGUGCAACCUGAAGCACCCUAUGCUCAGAGCGGCAAAUCCAAGCGCAGCCUGCCCUCCUUCCUUGGCUUUGCGUCUAAACGAAAGUCUUACAACCCGCCUCGCGAUUCUCAGGACUCUUAUCCUUCGUUUGCGGAGCCAUCCUCACCACGAAACCCGGCGGGACUAUCAUCACUGCUAGGCCCAGAAAUCAUCUCGUCCUCUAACCCCAACUCGGUGGAUAUUCCUCGUAGCUCUCGCGGAUCAACCUCCACUGCUCCUUCCUUCACGAAAUUAUCCUCCCCGUCUCUGGUACCAGGUCGCUCCCCCGCACUUUCUUCUCCGCUCAAACGCAGAUCGUCGCCUCCUAAGGUGUCACCCACCGAGGAGUCCCAAACCUUUCAUACCCCGCCCUCAUCCCCUAGCAAGAGCUCGUCAGCGCGUUUGCCUCCUUCUCCAUCUCGCACCACUUCCAAUAGGUCAUCGAAAGAGCACACAACAUCUUCCCGGCCUGUCAUCACGGUCUCUUCCUCUGGCUCUUCGACGGAGCAUGCCCAGGACGCUCAUGACGAAAGCUUGUUCACAUGUCCGCGUACGCCCCCCGCACCACCAAAACAAACCUCUCGAGCCCCUAGUUUCUCGUCGACAUCAAGACCGCACCGCCAAGCUGACGCGAAUUCCUUCCCCGGACCUUCUAGAACGAGCGACUCAUCACCGUCCUCGUCCCUUCGCCGAAAUCCAUCUUCCACCUCUCAGAAGGCAUCCCCUUCCCCUCCCUCUGGACUUCCCACCCGAUCACCCAGCAGGCUCGUCUCGAGUCGAUCUACUCCACAGAAUGGUUCGAUUGCGCGCAACCGUCCAGCAGCACAGCAACCUUCUCGCCCGCAACAUAUGAGGGCGAUAUCAUCCGAUGCCGGUGCUGAACUCGCCUUCCUCGACGGGCCCUUCGAUCCCUCACCUUCGUCCGGACUCUCGAACACUCGCCCGUCAUCUCCUUCCAACACGUCUCAGGAGCUAGAAGACAUCCUUGAGCUCACAUCUUUCACCACCCCGUUCGACUUUCCUCCUCGUGAAGAGUCUCCUACUCUGGCGUCAGAGCCAGAAAUUCCUGCGAGGACGUCGUCGCUCGCUCGAGCUUCACCGGUUGCUACACUUGGCUCCGUCAAACCUAGGUGCACGGUUGCCCAUGCGAACAAAACCAGGAGAGUCGAGAAGUUCAGCUUCCACCGAAAGUCCACGGGGGUCACCAGACCCGGACUACCGCGAAACCUCUCCUCAUCGUCGCUCGCUCGUUCACGCCCAACAGCAUCGGCCAUCCCUCCCGCCUCCGCACCCCCAGUCGGACCUCUUCCGUCAGCGCCUUCCCGCUCACACUCCCCUCUCGUCAACAAAUCCCCAGCGAUGAGCAGCCUCAGUCGCACGACAUCCACUUCAGGCUCCUCCACCCGUUCCCUCGCACUUUCAUUAUCCGCCCUCUCGCAUCGCUCCGGUGCGGACUCCACACGCACUCUAGCAAAUUCGAAUUCGAAGUCUGAUCCUGCGUCGGCGAAGAAGAUAUCUCGUUCUCCGUCGGGGAAAGGGUUAUCUUCGAUGCCUUCGUCGAGUUCGCUGGGCGCGACGUCGUCAAUCGCUAGUUCAAGGACCCUCGUCUCGACUUCCGGAUCUACGUCACGGUCUUUGUCUACGGCGGGAAGCCUACCUGGGCAUAUGCCUGAGAUCGACGACAUGCCGAGUGUACCGUCCAUGGCUUCCGUUCCGGCUCGUAAGAUGUCUGGUGCACGGGCAGCGUCGAGAGUUAGGGCUAUCACUGCACCCUCUCAGCCUCUACACAUUCAAACUGGGCAGCCUUCGUCACAGACACCUCCUUCUUCUGGAUCUUCUGGACAGACGAUGACGACGCCGACGUUUGUGAGACCGAAGGACGAAAAGGACAAGGAGAAAAUCAAGAAGUCUGCUUCGCAGCUCACGCCAGUCUCUUCACUUUUCUCGAUAUCUCCGCGUUCAACAACAUCGGCUUCGUCGCCGACGCCGACAUCGACAUCGCCGCCCUCUUCGCUCUCGCCCGUUCUUCGCAACGCUAACAUCAGGACGAGCACCACCACCGGCGUCUCCAAACGCAUCGCAUCUCUCUCCUCCGCAUCCGAGUCUGAAUCCUCGUCCUCACAGUUCCCGCCCGUUGCACUUCCGUUAGCAGUCCGUCUUCGAAUAGCGACGGAUAAGAACGAUGCAUUGGAAAAGAGGAAUCGAAUACUCGAGAAGGAGAACAGCACGCUUGCGGAGGAGAAGGAGGUGUUGGCGGCAAGGGUGAUGGAGUUAGAGAAAGCGGCGAGGAGGAAGGAGGGAGAGUUGAGAGGACUGAGGUGGUUGAUCGUGAAUGGGCCGCAGGGGUUAGAUAAGUCGGAGAAUCAGUUUUUAUCUGUUCCAGGUGAUGGAGGCGGUCUCGAGUUGAGCGUGGCUCUCGACGGCCUCGAUGGAUCGAUGACGAGCACGACGGAGUCGCCAUCCCCGAGCGCGAGUCUUCUCGGCGGUGCCACGGGUUCCGAUGCGAAGUGGGGAAGCAGCAGCAGCCCUGGGUCGACGCAGGAUAGCGGGGUGUACAGCAAAUUAUUUGGCCGGGGGAACAGCGACGAAGAGGCUUUCGAAGGGAUAGGCGAGGCGGAAGGGGAGAGUGGUGGAGGUGAGAUGGAGGUGAAUGUGACGAUGACGAGACCUUUGCCCGUCACCCUUUCAAGGCGGACUUCCAGGGUCUCGCUCUCGUCGAGGUCGUCUGAUAAAGAGAAGGAUAGGGGUCGGAAUAGGUCGACGAGUCAGGUUUCGGGGAUGACUAUGGGGUCGUCGAUAUCCGGGCUUGGGAUCGACGUCUCGGGGUCGGAGUCACCGUCAAUGCUGGGAUACCAUCUUCCAAGGCUCGGAGAGUCUUCGCCCAGUCCCAGCAGGGCUCGUACACCGGUCUCUCCUUCCGCUUCAGAGCUGUCCUUCACGCUCGCUGCAAUUGCGGAGAUUGAUGCGCAGACCGACCCUCAGACGGAGUUUCUUUCAGACGCUAUGGACGAAGCGGAGCGAGAUCGGGAAUGGAUGACCCAGUUUGAGGAGGAGGAAUUGCGGAGGAGGGAGAAGGACGAGCGGAGAGCGUCGAAGGCUUUGAAGAGACUCUCGAAUUCGGCGGUGUUGAAUGGUGGGGAGGCUGUGGAAGCCGCAGUGGUGAGCAGCGAGCAUUCGUCACACGGUUUGGACUGGAAGAGGAGGCCUUCCAUUGCGCAGGUGAUGGAGAGCGAUAGGGAGAUGGAGGUGGGGAUGGAGGAGGCGUUGGGGAAGUUGAGGGUUUUUGGUGGUUACGCGUCGGAUUCGUACUCAUCGUAG